Molecule: messenger RNA, 2302 nt
Organism: Phoenix dactylifera (date palm)
Lineage: Eukaryota; Viridiplantae; Streptophyta; Magnoliopsida; Arecales; Arecaceae
Product: N-terminal nucleophile aminohydrolases (Ntn hydrolases) superfamily protein
Biological process (GO): protein maturation
Cellular component (GO): cytoplasm
Molecular function (GO): threonine-type endopeptidase activity
Source: RefSeq, a predicted model, not a curated record
ACGAAGGCAAUACCUCCUCCUUUCGGGAGAGAAGCUUCACAAAGGUGGCGAAAACCCUAGAAAUGGAGGGCGAUGGCGAAGCAAACCCUAGAAGGUUCUUCGUGGCCGUUCAUGUGGGAGCGGGCUUCCAUUCCCCUUCCAACGAGAAGGCCUUCAGAAGAGCCAUGAAGCGAGCCUGCCUCGCCGCCGCCGCCGUUCUUCGAAAGGAUGAUGGUGGAUGCUUAGAUGCUGUUUCAGCUGCCAUUCAAGUGUUGGAGGAUGAUUCAAUCACAAAUGCAGGUCGAGGUUCAAAUUUAACAGAAUCAGGCCAUGUAGAAUGUGAUGCAAGUAUCAUGGAUGGUUGUUCUGGAGCAUUUGGAGCUGUUGGAGCUGUACGAGGUGUACGAAAUGCCAUCCAAAUUGCUGCAUACUUGGCCAAAGAGCAAAUAACAGGAUCUUCCCUGCUUGGUCGAAUACCUCCACUGUUCUUGGUUGGUGAAGGUGCUCGUGAAUGGGGAAAAUCCAAGGGCAUCAUCCUGCCAGCCACUGUUUCAGAAAUGGAAGAAUGGCUGGUGACAGAGAGGGCAAAAACACAAUGGGUGAAAUAUAAAGCAAUGCUUGCUUAUGCUAAGGGACAGAGUGAAUCUUCUACUGCACUAUCUACAUCUGCUUCUGGAUCAUCUGCAGUGCCGAUGGUGAAACCAGAAGGUCAAUCUUUAAUUGAGGGAAAGAAGAAUAAAGCUUCGAGUGGACAAUCAUCUGCAAAAGACAAUAUCAAAGAAGAUUGCAUUAUGGAUACCGUGGGAGUAAUCUGUAUCAAUAGCUCUGGACAUGUAGCAUCAGGGGCAUCAAGUGGUGGUAUUGCAUUGAAGGUUGAUGGACGAGUUGGAUUGGCAGCAAUGUAUGGUUCAGGUUGCUGGGCUUCAUCAAGAGAUCCCUUUGGAGCUCCAUUCGUAGUUGGUUGCUGUGCAACUGGUGCCGGCGAGUACUUAAUAAAAGAAUUUGCAGCACGUGAAUGCUGUGUGUCGUCAUCAUUAUCACAGUCAGGUCCUGCUUCUGCAUGUACAAAAAUUCUGCAUUCUGUUGUUCAGAAUGGCAAUCAGAAGUCCCGUGAUACAGGUGCUGGAGUGUUACUAGUGCAGGCUGACACUCUGAAGGCUACUCAAAGCUGUCCACUGGAAGCAGUUGAGCUCGUUGCUGCCUACUGCUCUUCAUCCUUUGGUAUAGGCUAUUUUGGGAACUCGAUGGAUUGUCCAAAGUUUGACAAUUUUUCUACCAUCUAUAGCGUGGAUCUGGUUUACUUCAACAGUAUCCUCAAGUGAUUUGGCUCCCCCCAUUUGUUUGGUUUGGUUUUGUCUUGUUGACCUUUUGCAGACAUUUGCCUUCCAAUAUCAUAGUCUGCCCUGUGUUGACUCAAAAACUUUUUGAUACUAACUGAUACAGUCCAUUCUUUAGCAUGCAUUCUGAUUUGCUCCCUGGAUUUGGUGAGGUGACUUUAUUGAGUUUCGAUCCAGUUGUAGAUUGAAUUUGUACUUGCUUCUCAUGAGAUAAAAUUAAAAUUCAUUUGAUACUUCAAAAAAUAAUAUGCAUUUUGGGAAUAUCAGUUAUAUUAAAAAUGUAAUGGAUUCUUUCAUUUUUAUCUGAUAUUAUUGUCUAAAGAGUUAUGCUUUACACAGGUAUCGAUACUCAGGGCUGCAGAACAUAGGAACAGCAAUGACAUCAAUCAUUUUGGGGCACAUGUUGUUCUCAAUUCUUUUAAAUCCUCAUGAAAGCAAAAUGCAGUAAUAUUUAGAUUUAGUUUGUAUUUAGCUUUCUCCAUUCAUGAAACAGAGAUUUAUAUCAUAUAAUACCUCUGCUCUUCUAUGUCACCGGAGAGAAUCUUCAUGAUAUUUAGUUAAACUGUAAUCUUGUGCUAGGAUUUUUUUCCUCAGCAUUGCAAUAUUAUCGUUCUGUCCUUUCUAGAUAAGAUGAUAAUCAAUUUCCACUUCCCCUUCUAAAUAUCUUCAUGUUGUUUUAUUUCUCGAAUUGAUUGCACACAGAGUAUUGAUCUUAAGCCUCUCUUUAUUUUUGUUUUCAUAAUCUGAAUAUUGACGAACAGAAAAUACCUUAGUGUUUGUGUAUUGCAGACUAUAAAGGAUAGCUAAGUUUUGUCGUCGGUUGACAAUGGACAUCUCAUUUCCCACUGGAUCUGAUGUUUCUGUAUGGGCUGAGGGGAUCAUUUUGUGAGCGCCAAUCUAGGAGCAUUUGCACCUUUUGUCCAACCAAAAGAAUGGAGAAAAGGUAGCCGAUCUGGAAUAUCAUUUCUGGUGUUAAACUGGUUUCU